Messenger RNA from Oncorhynchus kisutch (coho salmon), 5987 nucleotides. It is a transcript of the gene toporsa, whose product is annotated as topoisomerase I binding, arginine/serine-rich a. The record is from RefSeq and is a predicted model, not a curated record. Gene Ontology annotation, molecular function: ubiquitin protein ligase activity. Lineage: Eukaryota; Metazoa; Chordata; Actinopteri; Salmoniformes; Salmonidae. Bases 215 to 2941 code for a protein of 908 amino acids. The transcript has 5 exons. Gene Ontology annotation, biological process: protein monoubiquitination; protein polyubiquitination.
CUUUGCGGUUUUUUAAAUGUAGCAUUACAUCACGGUAUGAAACAGGAGGCCAAGUCCAAAGAGUGUGGUAAACAACUAAAUUAAUUUACUUCUCUUUAGUACAUAUGGAAAUAGUGAAAUAUGAAAAUAUAAUAUGAGAUGAUUUGAGUGUUGUCGCCUACAGGAUUCUUAGACAUUUGCCUCGGAUCCCCUGCUUUUUUUGGGGACUAUCACCAUGGCAGCAGCAAAGAUGACCUUACGGCUACGCAAGAAGAGUGCCCUGGACAAGUCCUCUGAGGUUUUGUCUGCCGAGGCGUCUCCAGACUCUAAGUGCCCCAUCUGUCUGGACCGAUUCAACAACAUGGCCUACCUCGAUCUCUGCUUGCACAAGUUCUGCUUCCGCUGCAUCCACGAGUGGUCCAAGAACAAAGCCGAGUGCCCGCUAUGCAAGCAGCCAUUCAACUCUAUCUAUCACAGUAUACAAUCAGAGAAGGACUUCAAGAAGUAUGACCUGCGGCCCACGGAGAACGGUUCCUUUGGGAGUUUCGCAGGGGAACGGUUCCGCUACCGCACCACGCUGACGGGGGCGCGUCGGCAGGACCAGAGAAGAACAUCCCCUCCCCCCGACAACGGGGUCAUGUUCGAGGCCCUAACGGGGGCUUCCCCCCCUCCUCGACAGGACCGAGGCCUCCGCCGCAUGAUGGCGCGCCUGGCGGCCAGGAGGCGGGCAGAAAGCGAGGGCCGGACCGUGCGCAGCCUCCGUGAGCAGGAGAUGAUCAAGUUCAGACGGGCGCUCUACCGGCGAGGGGUGCGAGUGCGGAGCGUGCGAGACGGUGGCCGUUCCCGGGACAUCUCGGCGGAGUUCUUUCAGAAGAACCCGGCCUGCCUGCACCGCCUGUUGCCCUGGCUGAAGAGAGAGCUGGUGGUGCUGUACGGCGCUCACGGCUCCCUGGUCAACAUCGUGCAGCACAUUAUCAUGUCCCGCAUCACCCGCUAUGACAUGGAGGACCGGGCCAUCCACGAGGAGCUGCAGCCCUUCCUCCAGGCCCGCACCGAUCACUUCCUGCAUGAGUUUGUCAACUUCGCCCGAGCACCCUUCAACAUGGAGGCCUACGACCAGCAUGCCGUCUACGACUGCCCUGCGCCGUCCUCGGACGAGGGCAGCAGCUCCAACUCCUCGGUGAUUGCCAUCUCAGAGGAUGAGGAGGAGGGCGAUUCUGUGGAGCUGGACCCCCCGGGGGACCCCAUGUCCGGGGGCGCCCUGAGCCAGUCAACAUGGGACGACGAGACACCCGGACCUUCGUACUCCACAACAGAACCCACCAGGGCCCUGCUGCUAUCCAUCAGAGACUCGGACUCAGAGAGCAGUGUGGGGGAGGAGUGCGGAGCAGUGUUACAGCCAAAGGCCCCUCGCCUGACUGCGGACUCUGCUUGGGUGAAAACCGACAAGGAAGGACAGGCGUGUACCUCCUCUGGCGAUGAGGAUUGCAUCAUCGUGGGCUUUGUAAAACCCCUUGCUGAAAGGACUCCAGAGCUGGUCAAGCUGUCCUCUGACACAGAGGAGUCUGUUCUGGAGGAGAUCAAAGAUGAAGUGCCCAGGCUGCUUCAACACAUCCGCUUCACCAGCCUUAGCCCCGCCUCCUCUCAAGGCCAAUGUCCUGGGAAGGCAGAGGGGGUGGAAAGGAAGCAAGAUGUAUCGUGCUCCAAGGAGAGACGUAACACCUCACCCUCAAUUAGAUGUGAGACAUCAUCCAGUAAGUCAGCAAGCAAAAACAGAGGACAAACUGAGAAAGACGGCAGGAGAUGUCACAGUCGAGAUAGAUCUAGAGAGAGGCCACGGUCGAGAAGCAGAGACCGGGGGAGGAGGUCCAGGAGCGCCGACCGCAGCCGCUCGACCAAGAGCCCGGCUAUCUCCAUCAACAGCGACAGCACUCUGUCCAGAGGCAGGAGGCAGUCACGCUCCCAAAGCCGCGACCGCUCCCACACUAAAUGGGAGAAGACGAGGGACAAUAAAGAUAGCAGCCGAUCAGGCCGCAGCCACGACUCAUCGUCGCACUCCUAUCACUGGCACUACUACAGCCGGGAGAGUGAGAGGGACAGCAGUGCCACGCUCUACACAGAGAGGAGGUCCUACUACUCCAGCUCACACAGGAACAUCGAUUGCAGGUCCCCGAGCCAGAGUCCUGAUUCCCACCGGCGGGAUAAGAGGCGCUCCAGAAGUCGUUCCAGCACCUGUUCGCUGUCCGGCGCUCACAGGAAGUCUCGUCACGAGAAGCCCAGCGGGAAGAGAAAGUACAAAUCGAGACACCUGGAGGAACCUGCCCCCAAAGACCAGUCCUCCAAAGCCCUCGACGAGCCUCCCUCCUCCACCACCUCGUCCUAUGUGAAAGACAAGAAGAAGAGCAAAGAGAAGCGUCACAGGAAGUCCAAGGAGAAGUCUGGGGGGAAGAGGAGCAGGAGCCUCAGCGUGGAGAUCAUCUUUGAGGGCAGCUCCUCGGAGCAAACCAGGAAGCACCAGAAGAAGAAGAAGAAGCACAAGAAGAAGGGCAAGAGGCACAGGAGCAAAGACCGCACAGGGUCCAGGAAACACUCGCCCACUGUCAUUACCAUAGACAGCGACAGUGACCAACAUACUGCCGCAGGCGCUAACGAUGCUAACCACACCUGCCCGGUAAGCAGCAGCACAAGCAACAGCGUGCUAGCGCCUAGCACAACCACCACCACAGGCAACCCUGCAGACUCUGGCCUGCUGGAGUCCAUGUUACAAGACUGGGAACAGCAGAUUCCACCUGUGGGUCUGGACAGUGGAGUGCUGGAGGCCAAGCCUCCUAUAAAUGUUGCUGCUGCUUCUGACACACCCACACAUAGUGAGGGGGUUCUGUCCCAAUCUGCCUCUGCGGAUGAGGCGAACUCUCAUAGCCCUUCAAAUGACAACACAAGUCAUUUUUUGGAAGAAUCAUAAUGCUGGCCUCGGUGGGUAGGAAGACAUUUAAUUUAAAAUUAAAAGUUUAAAAGUUUGUUUUACACCUCACUAUGUAGGAUAUUUUAUAUCUACUGUUCUGCCAAAAGGUGCUCUUUCAUUUGGGAUGUGCCACUUUGCUGUAUGAGGUAAAAAAAAAGGGGGGGGGGGGGUCAAAGAUUGGGUUUUAUUUGUCUUAUUUACAGUGACUGUCUGUAAAGGCCUACAUUUAAAAAGUAUUUGUAUAAAAUACUUCAACUAAUUUCUUAUCAGUCAUUCAUUUCUAUGCAUCAUUCUCAGGGAUAACAUGGGCAAUAAAGCUGAUGUAGCUUGUACCGUUGUGUUGAAACCAAACAACUUUUCUACCUGCUGCUCAUGUAGUCUGAUGGAAACUGCUCUUAAUACUGGCCAAUAAAUCAAUAUGGGAAAGACUGUUGUUGUAACUGUGGAGUUGUAAAUAGUAAUAAAUGUUUCUAAACUGAAAUCAACAGCUGAUAUGACCUCCUGAAUAAGUCAGCAUUGGCCAGUGGCUCGUCGUUGGAGGCCACAUAUGUAAUGGUUACUGCCUGAGUGGGUAUCCUUUCAUGUGGAUGGCAUGAGAGUUCUAGACCCUUACAGAUGCUACUAGGAUUAAGAUGCUAACACUUUACUGAAGCUGAUUCUAGUGUGAUAAAGGAACAUCAACUUGCCAGUGGUGCAAUAACAGAAUUCUUGAAAGUAAUGAGUAUCAUAAUGUCCCCAUUAGAUUAGGCUUCUUAUCUGAGUGGGCACGGUUGCUUUUCAUCUGAGAUUUGAUAGAAAUUAUGCUAAACUGUUGGGACAAGACAACAGUGGCGAUUUUAGCAUGUACAUCUUGGUGGGGCAAACUCAAAAUAUAUGUUUUUAGAUGCAUGCCAGCAAAGACACAACACUAAACAAUACAUUAAUUGCCCUAUAACGGUGACAAGUGUUGCCCACAAACUGUUAAGGCCUACAUAAAGCUGUCCCAACAGCAGAGCUUUCUUUACAGCACAAUGGAGUGAAUCCUUUGGGAUUGUCUGGCAGCGAAACAGAGAAGUGCUUGGCGAGUUCAUGUUCCCAUGGGAUAUCGGUUACUGCUAAGGAGUACUGUCUGCAUUGAUAGCUGUGCUUGCUGUGGACCAUGUUAGGAAAACCUGCACGGAACUGCCAUACUUCGCUGAGGGAAUAUCUAUAAAUAGUGAGUAACCACAACGGUGGGGUGCUUUUUUUGUUGCUCCAACGCGCCCCAACGGGUUAAGUAAGCUUGACAUAAUUUGGACAUGGGUUGUGCAUGAAUCAUUGGGGUUUAUUAUUUUUUAUUUAUUUUGAUGUGGUGCUUUGAAAAUGUAAUAAUACACAUCUUGAACCUUAUGUAUGUUCUCUUGGUGGAGUCAUUUACUGUUUCAAUUUAAUUGAAUGCAUGGCUUUGACACUGCCUGGGUGUCAAUGCAAACCUAUAAUCAUUACAUCUGAAGUUAAUACCCUAGUUGUCAUCACCCUAGAUAGUUUACAAUAGGGAUUCUUAUUGGAGAUGUCCUUCUCACCUAACAUCCGAUGCGGUUGAGAUAUUCUAUGUAAGGUAAUAUCGUGAGAGUCACAUUCGAACCUGGUGAGAGGGUUACAUUUGUUUUUGCUAAAAAUGUGGCUCCCUUCCUUGAAUAACAGGUCGCCACUGCAAGAGUAGACCAGGAAACGAAACCUAAAUAGGUAAGAUUGGCCUGCAGUCAGGAAUUGAAACCUAAGCGCUAGGUUUCCUAAACAUACGGAGUAUUCCUGCAUUUGUCUUGCAGCAGCAGCUCAUUUCAGCAGAGGUGUAUUUAACAGCAGUUUGGUUACUAUGGAUGUUAAUCCUGAUUCCCCAUACUACAUCAACUUGCUUGACAGCAAGACUCAUCCUGAAGAUCACAGAGAAUAUGUGAUGUUUCAUGGCUGCUCAAAAGAGGGCGCAGAGUUGAUUAAAAGGGAAGGUUUCAAACCAUCAAGAGCCGAUAUCAGCAUGCUUGGUGCUGGUGUUUAUGUUAGUCGGGACAUCCGAAAAGCCUGUAAAUACCCUCUUGAUGUUCCUGACUCUGAGAAAAGAGUACUAAAAAUCAGAGUGGAUGUCGGCAGGGUUAAGGUCAUAGACAGGCAGAACCACCCCAUGCAGAAGAUAUGGCACACUGAGUAUGGCUUUGACACUGCCUGGGUUCCUCCUAAUGUUGGCAUGGUGCCGAGCAACCAACAGGAGAACUGUGUCUACGACCCAAAGAGAAUCAAAGUCAUCGAGGUCAUGAAGGUUACCGAAGAGAACUUAUCUCAGUAUGAUCAUCUUCAGAGUGGAGUCACCCCUGAGGACAGCCACGUCUACGUGAUGUACCAUGGAACAUCAAAACAGGCUGCAGUAGAAAUACAGAGAAAUGGCUUCACACCAUCUAGAGUUGGCAUGCUUGGUGCAGGUGUCUACCUCAGUCGAGACAUCCGAAAAGUCAUUAGAUACCCCCUUGGUUCUUCUGACUCAAACAGGAUGGUUCUGAAAGUGAAGGUGAAUGUUGGCAGAGUUAAAGUCAUCAACAAACAGGGUCAUGACAACCAAUACAACUGGCACACUCAUGGUUUUGACACUGCCUGGGUUCCACCUGGUGUUGGCAUGGUACCAAGCAACCAAGAGGAGGACUGUGUCUACGACCCAAAGAGAAUCAAAGUGAUGGCAUUGCUGGAUGUCGCCAACUUAAAAAAGGUAAACCCAUGGUUAAACAUUGUGUAGUGGAACUGAUGAACUCGAACUCUGCAUUCAGUGGGAGCAUCCAGCAUCACCUCAUGGUCAUCAGAAGAGGAUGGUUAGAAUCAGACGGUCCCACAUGAUACAGCUCAUAGGAAGUAGAAGCUGAUGAUUUGACAUGGCAAUCUAUAUGCAAUCAAUCAUUAUAACCUUAUCAUAUCAAAUAUUUUCGAAAUAUAAUCAAUCAUAUUUAGUUGAUGUCAAUAAUACAUGUGUAUCAAUGAUCAUAUGGUUUUUUUUAAAUAAGGUUUUUCUUCCUGAUAUACAUCUCAAAUAAAUAUGUAAAAGUUC